Messenger RNA from Chaetomium globosum CBS 148.51, 678 nucleotides. RefSeq lists its product as uncharacterized. Bases 1 to 678 code for a protein of 225 amino acids. Lineage: Eukaryota; Fungi; Ascomycota; Sordariomycetes; Sordariales; Chaetomiaceae. The transcript has a single exon. The record is from RefSeq and is a predicted model, not a curated record.
AUGGACGAACAUGGAGAUCUACAAGAGAUCCAGCCUCAAGGCCAAAGGAAGUUCUUCAUCCAAAUGUCGGGCGCGCCAGGCUCCGGGAAGAGCACCCUGGCGAAUCAACUGCGACAACCUCUCGGAGCGGUGGUAAUCGAUCACGACAUCGUCAAAUCAACGCUCCUUGCCGACGACAAUGUUUCGUUCAACCAGGCUGCGAAACUGGCUUACAACUUGGGCUGGGCGCUUGCCGGGUCCAUGAUGAGGCAAGAAUUUAGUGUUAUCAUGGACAGCGUCUGCAAUUACGAGGAGACGCUGGCCCAGGGACUCAAGCUAGCUAGGCUCUAUGGGUUUGAGUAUUGGUACAUCGAGUGCCAGGCCGGUGAUAUGGAUCUGCUCGACGAGCGGCUGCGCAAGAGGACACCGUUGAGAAGCCAGCGGACAAGUGUCGACCGCCCACCAGUGGAUGCCGUUGCUUCUCAAGCUGAAGGUGAAGAAGACUCCCGUGCUUUGUUUAGGAGGUUUAUCGAUAAUCCAUGCCGGCUGGGAGAAGAUGAGAGGGUGGGCAUUGUUGUCGUGGACUCCACUGAAAGUUCUGAGGAACGGCGAGAUUACAUCCUGGAGCGAAUGUCUCUUGACACUGACCAAAGGCAGCACACCGCAAUGCCAGGAUCGAAGGACGAGAGAUGUCAUUGA